Messenger RNA from Perognathus longimembris pacificus (Pacific pocket mouse), 957 nucleotides. Its product is annotated as olfactory receptor 10AG1-like. The annotation marks the transcript as partial. The record is from RefSeq and is a predicted model, not a curated record. Gene Ontology annotation, biological process: G protein-coupled receptor signaling pathway. NCBI's taxonomy places the organism in Eukaryota, Metazoa, Chordata, Mammalia, Rodentia, Heteromyidae. The transcript has a single exon. Gene Ontology annotation, molecular function: olfactory receptor activity; G protein-coupled receptor activity. Gene Ontology annotation, cellular component: membrane.
AAAACAUCCUUAAAGAUGAAAGCUGAAGGCAAUGUUUCCACAGUGAAGCAAUUUAUCCUCCUGGGAUUCUCUGACCUUCCAAAUCUCCAAGGGUUCCUUUCUGGGAUGUUCUCCAUAGUUUACACAAUUAUUAUAAUUGGAAACAGCCUCAUCAUCAUAAUCACAACAGUAGACCCUGCGCUGCAAAAACCGAUGUAUUUUUUUCUAGCCAAUUUUUCUUCCCUGGAAAUGUGUUAUGUGUCAGUCAUUCUCCCUAGGAUUCUGUUCAACAUUUGGACACAGGAUAGGUCCAUCUCUCUGCUACAUUGUGCCACCCAAAUGUGCUUCUUCCUUGUACUGGCAACUACUGAAAGUUUCCUCCUGGCAGUGAUGUCCUAUGACCGCUACGUAGCCAUCUGCCAGCUUCUCCACUAUAUACUAAUCAUGAACCCAAAGAAUUGCAUUCAGCUGGCAGCUGGAGCCUGGCUCAUUGGCAUGCCAGUCCAGAUCGGACAAACAUGGCAAUUAUUCUCUCUGCAUUUUUGCAGUUCUAACCAAAUUGACCACUUCUUCUGUGACAUACCUCCCAUUAUCAAGCUGGCUUGUGAGGACACUUCGGUACAUGAGUUGUCUGUGUUUCUAGUAUCCAUGCUGUUUGCUGCGGUCCCUUUUUCAUUGAUUCUUGCUUCUUACAGCAAAAUCAUUUCCACCAUUGUGAAAUUGCCAGCAGCCCAAGGACGGGGUAAGGCCUUCUCCACCUGCUCUUCCCACCUGCUGGUGGUAGUUUUAUUUUAUGGAACUGCGAUCAUUACCUACUUAAGGCCCAAAUCAAGUCAUUCUCCAGGAAUUGACAGAUCACUCUCUCUUUUCUACACCAUUGUGACUCCCAUGUUCAACCCACUGAUAUACAGCCUGAGGAACAAGGACAUGAUUGCUGCACUGAGAAAAGUAUUCAUUAAAACACAGUGCCAUGGGUAA